This is a messenger RNA of Anopheles nili, 1694 nucleotides long. Its product is annotated as WD repeat-containing protein 55 homolog. NCBI's taxonomy places the organism in Eukaryota, Metazoa, Arthropoda, Insecta, Diptera, Culicidae. The record is from RefSeq and is a predicted model, not a curated record. Bases 65 to 1504 code for a protein of 479 amino acids. Gene Ontology annotation, molecular function: protein binding. The transcript is spliced from 3 exons.
UCUGCAAGGGUUGAUAGCCCCUAUUGACAGAAUAGUUCCAACCGUUAUUAACUCCAGCAGGAGUAUGAAGAAUUUUCAAUCGCCACACUUUGGAGCUUCUAACAGCGACAGUGAGGAAGAAAUUGAUAUCGAUAUUGAACCAGUGCAAUUGACAUAUAUCUUGGAAGGUGGAAAUCCUGAAGAAUUAGAGGAUUUGGUUGUGUAUUUGUCAGACGGAGAAUCUGUAGCUUCGGGUGCAAUGGAAGACGUCGGGGAUUCCGACAGCGACUCGUCGUUCAGAGCGGAUGAUAGCACACUUUCCGAUAGCUCUUUAGAAUCUGACAAUGAGGAAGAAACCGCAGAGGGCACACAGAGCAAAAGAGAAAAAUCCGAAAAUCCAACGGAGAGUGAGGGCACAACAGAAGACGCUGCCCCUCGUCGUGUCAUCGACGAUUACGAUGAAGAGAUGGAAGAAGAUGAAGUGAUAAAGGCAAUCAUUACAGAGAUCAAGAAACCACGCUCCAAACCACCAAAUAUUCAAACAGAGGAUUUUAUCAUUGAUCUGUCGUUUCACCCGACCGAAGAUAUUCUUGCUGUCGGGACCUCGGUGGGAGACGUCCUUAUGUACAAGUAUGCGAAUGAGGCGAAUGUGCUCUCUGCCACGCAAGAACUACAUACGAAAUCAGUGCGUUGCGUGGAAUUCGCCCCGGAUGGUAUAUCGCUCAUUUCGACUGGUCGAGAACGAUCCAUCGUUGUUAUGGACGUCGAGACUGGCAAGUUUAAGCGAUUCUGGGAAAAUGCGCACGACGAGCCGGUGUAUUCAAUGGCAGUGGUCGGACAGCAUUUGUUCACAACUGGCGAUGAUGAUGGAACGCUGAAACUGUGGGACGUUCGUCAGCGAGAUGCGGUGUUUUCGCUGCGACCGGUGGAAGAUUUUAUUUCGUCUAUUCUUGCAAACCACCACCAACAAAAGUACCUGCUAAUGACUAGCGGAGAUGGACUCCUUACGACGAUAAACAUUGCGCAACGGAAAAUGUACGUACAGUCCGAACCAUACGAGGAGGAGCUCAACUGCAUGGGAUUGUACAAGCGCGAGAGCAAGCUGGUAGUUGGUACCUCCAAAGGCAAUUACUACACUUUCAACUGGGGACAGUUUGCCUACCACUGUGAUGCUUUCACUGGACCUCCGGCAAGCGCGAACCGCAUGGUACCGAUCACGGAGCAAAUUGGCGUGCUAGCGGGCGAAGACGGAAUCAUUCGUGCGAUGCACCUUGUGCCUGGCCGGGUGCUUGGUAUCGUUGGUCAGCAUUCGAUGGCUGUCGAUACUCUGGACAUUAGCGGUAAUGGUGAGCUGAUCGCCACCAGUUCCCACGACAAUGAUGUGCGCUUUUGGAAUAUCAAAUAUUUCGAAAAUUUCGAUGGAAUCAAGUAUAACAGUAAACCGGAUAAGCGAACGUUGCAGCACAAUCUGCCGUCGUCCCAGCGCACCAAUGCCCGGGACUUCUUUGCAGGGCUGGAUGAGUAACAUGUGUUUGAUGCUGAAAGUGUUCUACCGACACAGGGAAAGCUACUAGGCUAAGAGCCAGUGUCUUCAUACUGUAUAUGUUGCGAGGGAACGCAAAUAGUUACGUUGUUUACAGUAAUAAGAUCGCUGUAUUUUGCACGAUCACGUUUACCGGCGGCAUUGUCAGAUGUUUAUUAAACUACAUAAGUAA